GUUGUAAUUUAGUUUUUAAAUGACAAUGAAGUUAAUAUUUGUUUUAGUGGUUUUAUUUGUAGCUGUAUACGGUCGCGAAGGGUUUGGUCCAGGCGAGCAAAAUUGGGGAUAUGUCCAGGUUAGACAGGAUGCCCAUAUAUUUUAUUGGUUAUAUCAUACAACUGCCCUUGUUAAAAAUGCCACAGAAAAACCUUUGGUGAUUUGGCUACAGGGAGGACCUGGAUCUUCAAGUACAGGUUAUGGAAACUUUGCCGAAUUAGGACCAUUGGAUGUUAAUUUAAAGCCCAGAAAUACCUCUUGGACAAGUAGAUACAAUGUUUUAUUUGUUGAUAAUCCAGUUGGAAGUGGAUUUAGCUAUGUAGAAAAUAAUGCAUAUGCAAUGAAUAAUACGCAAAUCGCCAAGGAUUUUCUAGUGUUUUUGAAAGGAUUUUACCAACAAAAUCCCGAAUUUCAAGCCAGUACCCUUCACAUAUUUUCUGAAUCAUACGGAGGAAAAAUGACUGCUGAAAUUGCUCUGUUAUUAGACAAGGCAAUUAAAGCAGGAGAUUUUGAUAUUAAAUUCAAAGGUAUCGGCUUAGGAGAUUCCUGGAUUUCACCGAUAGACUCCGUAUUAACUUGGCCACCAUAUUUACUCAACUUGGGAAUAAUCGAUCAAAAUGGAUACAAUGAAAUUCAAAAUGUGGCUAAUGACUGCAAGGAAGCUCUUAAUAAAAACAGUUUUUUAAAUGCUACAAAACUCUGGUCCAAAGUCGAAUAUAUUGUGGAUAUGGUUACGAGUGGAGUUGACUUUUAUAACGUUUUAAGAAAAACAAAGAAAAUGCCGGAGCUUUCUAGUAAAAGAGCACUAAUUAAAGAUGCCGAGGAUGAAAUAAUCGAUUCAAUUAUGAACACAAAAGUUAAAAAUGCCCUAAACAUAUCCAGAUCAUGGGGUUCCCAAAGCAAUAAAGUAUUUGAAUAUCUUGCAGAAGAUUUUAUGAAGCCAGUAACUAAUAUUGUCGAAGAGUUAUUAAACAGCACCGAUAUUCUAAUAGCUGUUUACAAUGGCCAAUUGGACUUGAUUGUCGAUACACCAGGUACUGUAAAAUGGUUGGACAAUUUAAAUUGGGAUGGUGCUCCGAUUUGGAAAGUGGUAGAAAGAUUACCUUUAGUAGUUGAUGAUAACAUCGAAGGAUAUAUCAAAGCAGCCAAUAAUCUAUGGUUUUUCUGGGUAAACCGAGCAGGGCACAUGGUUCCUGCCGAUAAUCCUGCAGCUAUGUUUUACAUUUUAAAGCAUAUCACUGAACGUAGGUGUUAAAAUAAAUAAAUAUGUUUAAAAAAUUUUAAGAUCUUUUUAAUG
Brassicogethes aeneus is the source of this 1336-nucleotide messenger RNA. The record is from the annotation of a GenBank genome assembly. Lineage: Eukaryota; Metazoa; Arthropoda; Insecta; Coleoptera; Nitidulidae.